AUGUCUGUGGCUAAGGAACCUGACUGGUGGCUCUCUCCAGCCGAUAUCUUUAAUGGGAUGGGUGGGGGGGCGGGAUUCCCUACCCUGGCCCUUGAAGUCGGCGUAUCAGAAUCCUACUCCCAGCUAUGCAAGGACGCCCAGUGGUGGUAUAGCAACUCUGACCAUCUCACCAAGUGCGUCGUUAUUGUGGUGGUCACGUGCCGAUCACAUGCCGAUGUCUGGUUUGUCAGGCUUCACCUAGCUAUUUAG
Molecule: messenger RNA, 249 nt
Organism: Penicillium psychrosexuale
Lineage: Eukaryota; Fungi; Ascomycota; Eurotiomycetes; Eurotiales; Aspergillaceae
Exons: 1
Coding region: 1-249 (82 amino acids)
Source: RefSeq, a predicted model, not a curated record